UUUCAAGAUGUCGUCGCUGGAACAGAGGCUUUCGCGAAUUGAGGAGAAACUAAAGCAGGAAAAUGAAGAGGCCCGGCGAAGGAUCGACAUUAACAUCGACAUGAGCCCACAGCGGUCACGUCCCAGGCCAAUCAUCGUGAUCCAGCUCAGCCCUGCUCCAGCCCCUUCCCAACGCGCAGCGCUCCCACUGCCGCUGGCCAAUGACGGAGGAGGGAGCCGAUCGUCAUCUUCAGAGAGCUCACCCCAGCACCACCCGUACCCCAGCCGCCCAAGACACCCGCUCACCCUGCCCACGCCCCCCUACGGACAGCAGAAGAGCCUUGAGAAUGCGGAGAUUGACCAGAAACUUCAGGAGAUCAUGAAACAAACAGGGUAUCUUAAGAUAGAUGGUCAGCGGUAUCCAGCCGAGGUGACAGAUCUGAUCAGUGAGGGGGAGAUCGGCAGUGGGACCUGUGGGCAGGUCUUUAAAGUGCGCUUUAAGAAGACUGACCAUGUUAUUGCUGUAAAGCAAAUGCGUCGAACAGGAAACAAAGAUGAAAACAAGAGAAUCCUUAUGGACCUGGAUGUUGUGUUGAAGAGUCAUGACUGCCCCUAUAUUAUUCAGUGCUAUGGUGCUAUAGUUACUAAUACUGAUGUAUUUAUCGCCAUGGAGUUAAUGGGAACAUGUGCAGAGAAGUUAAAGAAGAGAAUCCAAGGCCCCAUCCCAGAACCAAUCCUCGGAAAAAUGACUGUAGCUAUCGUGAAGGCGCUGCUGUACCUGAAGGAGAAACACGGCGUCAUACACAGAGAUGUCAAACCCUCCAACAUUCUUCUAGACGCCAAGGGUCAGAUCAAACUGUGUGACUUCGGCAUCAGCGGCCGCUUGGUCGACUCCAAGGCAAAGACCCGCAGCGCUGGCUGUGCUGCGUACAUGGCACCUGAGAGAAUAGACCCCCCAGAUCCCACCAAACCGGACUAUGACAUCCGCGCGGAUGUAUGGAGUCUUGGCAUCUCUUUGGUGGAGCUGGCUACAGGACAGUUUCCAUAUAAAAAUUGCAAGACAGAUUUUGAGGUUCUGACCAAAGUGCUGCAGGAAGACCCUCCUCUUCUGCCGCUCAGUAUGGGCUUUUCUCUGGACUUCCAGUCCUUUGUUAAAGAUUGUCUCACAAAGGAUCACAGAAAAAGGCCAAAAUACCACCCACUUCUUGAGCACAGUUUCAUCCGGCGUUACGAGGUGCUUGAUGUGGACGUCGCCGGUUGGUUCCAGUCGGUGAUGGAGCGCACAGAGUCUCCACGCAGCAGUCAGUGUUACAGCCACCAGCACCCGCUCCACUCACUCUUCAGCAGGUAGCCAAACCCUGCGUUACCGUUAGCCUAGCUGCUGCUAGUCUACCCCAGCUUUAGCUUUGCCGAGUGAGACUUGGCUAAGUCUGUUUUAGUCUAGCGUAACGAGCUAAGUCUGACACUCGACUCAGAACCAUCUGUCCAGCGGAGGAGCCACUGGGGAGCAGCACCACGCCCAGGGAGGAGCACUGGUGAUGGGGGUUUGAAAUCUGGACAGGCAGACAAGGCAUGGGGGAGGGGCUUAGUUUAAACAGGGCUGCACCCACUUGCUGUAUAUUUUAUUUCAUACCGUUUUUUACUAACCGCCGCUGGUUUGGUCAACAGCGUAGUCACUACACACUGGAACACUUUCUGCUACGUUAUCAACAUGGCUCAUUUCUGUACAGAAUCACAGACAAAACCUGACUGUGUAAUUACCUAAUCCGGGUUCCUGUGUGUUCACACUUUCUCAGGCUGUAUCUGUAUUAAUUUCACCUCUCACUAUAAUAUUUUUGUACUAGUUAAAAAUGUACUUACACAACACUACAAUCAGAUUAUGUUGCUAUAAUGGUAAUGUUCGUA
Messenger RNA from Periophthalmus magnuspinnatus, 1884 nucleotides. It is a transcript of the gene map2k7, whose product is annotated as mitogen-activated protein kinase kinase 7. The record is from RefSeq and is a predicted model, not a curated record. Gene Ontology annotation, biological process: protein phosphorylation. The coding region runs from base 8 to 1330 and encodes 440 amino acids. Gene Ontology annotation, molecular function: ATP binding; protein kinase activity. NCBI's taxonomy places the organism in Eukaryota, Metazoa, Chordata, Actinopteri, Gobiiformes, Gobiidae. The transcript is spliced from 12 exons.